Molecule: messenger RNA, 1245 nt
Organism: Candidozyma duobushaemuli
Lineage: Eukaryota; Fungi; Ascomycota; Pichiomycetes; Serinales; Metschnikowiaceae
Gene: PR26
Product: proteasome regulatory particle base subunit
Exons: 1
Coding region: 1-1245 (414 amino acids)
Biological process (GO): proteasome-mediated ubiquitin-dependent protein catabolic process
Cellular component (GO): proteasome regulatory particle, base subcomplex
Molecular function (GO): ATP binding; ATP hydrolysis activity; proteasome-activating activity
Source: RefSeq, a predicted model, not a curated record
AUGGAGGAACUAGGUAUAGAACAACCCGUCGUGUCUGCACAUGCACUUCCCAGAUCCAAGCCUGAUUGGGCUCAUAUGACCGACGACAAUUUGGAUGUGUAUUUGAAGCUCAAGAAAUUGGAGAAAGAGUUGGACUUGUUGUUGUUACAGGAGGACUACAUCAAGGACGAACAGCGUCAUUUAAAAAGAGAGCUUGUACGUGCCCAAGAAGAGGUUAAGCGUAUCAGAUCCGUUCCUUUGGUGAUUGGCCAGUUCUUGGAGCCCAUUGAUGAAAAUACAGGUAUCGUCUCCAGUACGACGGGAUCCAACUACGUGGUCAGGAUCCUCUCGACUUUGGACAGGGAAUUGUUGAAGCCUUCUUCUUCGGUGGCAUUGCACCGCCACUCCAACGCUCUUGUGGACAUUUUGCCCCCUGAGGCCGAUUCUUCCAUUGCCAUUGUUGGCGACAACCAGAAACCCGACGUUACAUACGCCGACGUCGGUGGUUUGGACAUGCAAAAACAAGAAAUCAGAGAGGCCGUGGAAUUGCCAUUGACGCAAGGUGAUUUGUACUCUCAGAUUGGUAUUGACCCUCCCAGAGGUGUCUUGCUAUAUGGUCCCCCAGGUACGGGUAAGACCAUGUUGGUCAAGGCAGUGGCUAACUCCACAACUGCAUCUUUUAUCAGAAUCAAUGGUUCGGAGUUUGUACAGAAGUAUCUCGGUGAAGGUCCCAGAAUGGUCAGAGACGUUUUCCGUCUCGCCAGAGAGAACUCCCCCGCUAUCAUCUUCAUUGAUGAAAUUGACGCCAUCGCUACGAAAAGAUUCGACGCACAAACCGGUGCCGAUCGUGAAGUCCAGAGAAUCUUGUUGGAAUUGUUGAACCAAAUGGACGGUUUUGACCAGACGUCGAACGUUAAGGUCAUCAUGGCCACUAAUAGAGCCGACACCUUGGACCCUGCAUUGUUGAGACCAGGUAGAUUGGACAGAAAGAUCGAGUUCCCCUCUUUGAAGGACAGAAGAGAGAGACGUUUGAUCUUCUCCACCGUUGCAUCCAAGAUGGCCUUGGCUCCUGAAGUCGACUUGGACUCGUUGAUCGUGCGUAACGACCCAUUGUCUGGUGCUGUCAUCGCCGCCAUCAUGCAAGAGGCAGGUUUGAGAGCUGUCAGAAAGAACAGAUACAUGAUUCUACAAAGCGAUUUGGAGGAGGCAUACACCGCACAGGUGAAGAGCGGCACGGAGCACGACAAGUUCGACUUCUACAAGUAA